Messenger RNA from Stylonychia lemnae, 450 nucleotides. NCBI's taxonomy places the organism in Eukaryota, Ciliophora, Spirotrichea, Sporadotrichida, Oxytrichidae. The record is from the annotation of a GenBank genome assembly.
AUGCAAAAAUACUAACGUCAUCUGAUACCCUAUUUCAAAGGCAACCUUCUAAAUGAAGCGAAUAGAGAAAAAGAAAAAAUAGAUAUUAAAAAAAUGAAAAAUCAAUUAUACACUGCUCUCUCCCAACCUAGAUAGUCUAAGAUUGAUAAGCGAUUAUUGAAAUGCAUUGAACUAAAGAAAGAUGAAGACUUGCUCUAUUAGAAAGGCAGCAUCAUUAUUGAUUAAGAGAGAAUUCAUUCACGAGAUAAUAUAAGCAUUAGAACUGUCAAAAUUGAAGGCAGGAAAGGUUCAAAAAUAGAAUAUGAAAACUCUUUAAUUAAUAGCUAUUCAAGUGCUUCCAUUAAAGAUAACAAUUUCGUGACAUCAAUCGAUCAAAUGUCAGAUCUCUUUGAUGAUAAGAAUAUGCAAAAUAGAAAAAGAUAUUAGCGAUAUGAUACAUUUUCGAAAUGA